CCAGCUCCCGGACGUCCCCCCGCCCCCCGCCCCCACCGGACACGGCCCCCGCCCUGCUCGCCCCGCGAGGUCUGCCCGCGCCCCGUCAUGGAGGACCUGGGCCCUGUCUCUGCCUUAACCUUGACCUCCCAACCUCUCACCCUGACGGCCUCUCCCUGCAGAUGCCCUGCUCUCUGACCUGGAGACCACAACCUCUCACAUGCCAAGGUCAGGGGCUCUAAAAGAGCGGCCCCCAGAGCCCCUCACGUCUCCUCUGACACAGAUGGGGUCCGGGGAAUCUUCAGGAGCCUCUGGGGACAAGGAUCAUCUGUACAGCACGGUAUGCAAGCCUCGGUCCCCGAAGCCUGCGGCCCCUGCAGCCCCUCCAUUCUCCUCUUCCUGUGGUGUCUUGGGCACGGGUCUCUGUGAGCUAGACCGGUUGCUUCAGGAACUUAACGCUACUCAGUUCAACAUCACAGAUGAAAUAAUGUCUCAGUUCCCAUCUAGCAAGGAGACUGCAGGAGAGCAGAAGGAGGACCAAUCUGAGGACAAGAAAAGGCCCAGCCUCCCUCCCAGUCCAUCCCCUGUUCUCCCAAAGCCUUCAGCCACCUCAGCCACCCUGGAGCUAGAUAGGCUGAUGGCCUCACUCUCUGACUUCCGUGUCCAGAAUCAUCUUCCGGCCUCUGGGCCAACCCAGCCACCAGUGCCAAGCUCCGUGAAUGAGGGCUCCUCCUCCCCACCAGGGCCCGCUGGCGAAGGCAGCCUAGACACCAUGCUGGGGCUGCUUCAGUCUGACCUCAGCCGCCGAGGCGUUCCCACCCAAGCCAAGGGCCUCUGUGGCUCCUGCAAUAAACCCAUUGCUGGGCAAGUGGUGACGGCGCUCGGCCGUGCUUGGCACCCUGAGCACUUCGUAUGCGGUGGCUGUUCCACAGCCCUGGGAGGCAGCAGCUUCUUCGAGAAGGAUGGAGCUCCCUUCUGUCCCGAGUGCUACUUCGAGCGCUUCUCCCCACGAUGUGGCCUCUGCAAUCAACCCAUCCGACACAAGAUGGUUACUGCCUUGGGCACCCACUGGCACCCGGAGCAUUUCUGCUGCGUCAGUUGCGGGGAGCCCUUCGGAGAUGAGGGUUUCCACGAGCGGGAGGGCCGCCCCUACUGCCGCCGAGACUUCCUGCAGCUCUUCGCCCCGCGCUGCCAGGGCUGCCAAGGCCCCAUUCUGGAUAACUACAUCUCGGCGCUCAGCGCACUCUGGCACCCAGACUGUUUUGUCUGCAGGGAAUGCUUCGCGCCCUUCUCGGGAGGCAGCUUUUUUGAGCACGAGGGCCGUCCGCUGUGCGAGAACCAUUUCCACGCGCGGCGCGGGUCGCUGUGCGCCACGUGUGGCCUCCCGGUGACCGGCCGAUGCGUGUCGGCCCUGGGCCGCCGCUUCCAUCCGGACCACUUCACCUGCACCUUCUGCCUGCGCCCGCUAACCAAGGGCUCCUUCCAGGAGCGCGCGGGCAAGCCCUACUGCCAGCCCUGCUUCCUCAAGCUCUUCGGCUGACCGCCUGCCGGGCUCGCCCCUUUGGGAGAGCACGGCCCCCCAAACCUCGCCCUUCCCGAAAAGACCGGGCUCUCCAGACCCCAAGGCCUUGCUCUUAGAGCGUGCGGCUCCCCCAGCCCAGCUCCGUGAGGCCCCACCCACUGGAGGGACAGGCCCCGAAGGUACUGUACGUUCUCCAUGGGCGAGUUCAGAAAAAGCCCCGCCGAUCCUAAGGCCACGCGCCCCACGAAGUGGGUCGUACACUGGCAAGCGAUCCCGCGUGAGCCCUUCACUUUAUUCCCAGCCUUGAGGGAGCCCCCCGACUGGAGGAGGGCCCUUGCAAUUCCCACGAAUCCGAGGCCAGGCCAGGAUGUCCCUCUCCCCGCCCCUCACUGCUCAGUGCACUUUUUUCUACCAACAUAAACACACAUUCCACGUCACACAGGUGCUGUGUCUCUGCGCGGGAGUGCCUCGCGUUGCGACGCCCCGCCCCUUAUACUGUCUCGGGCUGUGAUGCGUGAUGCGUUCUAGGCCACCGCCCUGUGGCGGGAGCCGGACCUUCAGACUCAGCCCUUGCAGGCUGUCCUUCACCUGUCAGAUGCGCCUGAGGAAAAGCUGGCCACCUGCGCAGGAUUGUACAGACGGUGACAAGCCGGGACGGGAGCUCAAGCAGGACCCACCAAACCUUCCCGUCCCCAACCCCCCAUCCUUCAUUUCCUUAUAUCCUCGAAAUACGCACUUAAUCUGUACCCCUCCCACUCCCUUCCACCUUGCCACCUUGGCUGGUUUCCAGAUUUUUCCCCCUCCUUAAAAGACCCUCAGAGAUGGGGCUCCAUUCAAGUGCCAAUUUGUGCCCACCUUUUGGAUCUGGGCAUUAAAUUACAGCUUCCCUCAUAUGGGUAUUGACUCAUAACAGCUCCGCUAGGCAGAGGAUGACACUUGGGGUGGUCAGGGCAGUGACUGAGGGAAGCGCUGGGGGCUGUAAGAGCCAGAAGGAGGCUUCUAACUCAGAUUGGAAGUCAAGGAGGGCUUCCUGGAGGAGGUGACACCUGAGCCUAGCCCCAGCAGAGAAGGGUGGGGCCAGGGGUUCUUAAGUAUGGAGAAGUUCAGGCUCCAUCUGAAUCCCUAAGCCCCAGAGGCCUCUCUAAGACUCUGAAGUUCCCUAGGGAGGGGGCCUGGAUUCCUGGGGCCUAACUACAGGGACCUUUGAGGCUGUAAACAAUGGAUUAUCAGAGGCCCUUCCAGCUCAAGGAGGAGCUAACAGCCAAGGAGAACAUGUGUGGGCAAGAGACAAAGGUGAGGUUCUCUGUCUUGGCCUCGGGCAGAACCCCCAGAUCCUUUCCUCUCUGAGGCUCCACCCCCUGGGUCUUCCUAGGCCUCCUGCUCUUCCUCUUCCACAAAUUCUUCCUGGGGAAUGCUUUCCAUCCCUUGGCUUGUAACCACCACCAAGUCUUGAGCCAUUCAUUUACCAAGUGUUUACUGAGCACGUGCUGUCCUAGGCUCCAUGCCAGGUGCUGGGGAGACCAUAGGGAACAUGUUCCUUGGCCUCACAGUCUAGUAGGGGAGACAGAGGAAAAACAAACACACAGUGACAAGCAUGAUGAAGUAAUGGGGACUUCCUUGAUGGCCUAGGUAAAGCUGGCCCUUCCCUCUAGUUUCCACCCACAGCACCUCCCUAGUCCCUCACUUAUCACUAUUGCAAAUAAGUGUUUGUUUGUUGCUUGUUUAUUUCUGAAAUGAAGGCAAGCUCCUGGGAGUUUGUGUGUCAGAUGACAUGUUUGUUUUGCCGACCGUUAUCUGUCCAGCGUCUAGGAUGCUGUCUAGCAUGUGGUAAGUGCUCCAUAAAUGUUGGCUAAUGAAGGAAGGAAUGAGGAAGGAAGGAAAGGAGCGAAGGCUAGAAGGAAAAAAUAGAGAACUAAGUUAGUGAAGGUGGGGAAGGGAGUACUUGAACCAGAUUGUCAGAGAAGGCCUCUGUGAAUAUGUACAUUGAGACUUUGAAGGUUGAGGAAAGAGGCAGCCAGGCAAAGAGCCUGAGGAGAGCAUCCCAGGCAGAGGAAACAGCAAGUGCAAAGGCCAGGCGGUAGGAAAGAGCUUGGCACAUUGGAAGAAAGCAAAGAAGGCCAGUGUGGAUGAUUAGAGUGAGCAAGGGAGAGAGUAGUUGGAGAUGAGGUCAAAGAGGAAUCAGGUGCCACCUCACGAAGGGCUUUGCAGGACCCCGCGAGGACACAUAGAUUUGAUUUUAAGUGCCCAUAACCCCAACGUGUCCUCUGAUGCUUGCCCCUGGAUUUCUCCCAGGCCCUUCAAAUUCAUCACCCACUGAAGCAGACACUGUGGGUGCCCUGCCCAUAUCCACCUGGCCCACCUGGGAAGUCGUAUGCAGACACUUCCCAGACACUCAGUCUCCCCAGCUGCUCCCUGAGUUUCUGUCUAAGGGUCCUCUCUGGAGGAGGGCCUGGGGUGGGUGGGGGAAGUUCCAUAACCUCCAGCCAGUUAGAGACAGGGAUUGGUGAAUGAAUACCCCAGCUUUCUGGCCCCUUGGGGGUCAGUGCUGAGGUGAGUUCUCCACAGUGUCUCAGAGGGUCCCCACUGGGAUUGUCACAGUGGUAACCUUUCGAUUAAUACAUGCUUUAUUGGCUUUUCUCCUUUCUUUGUCUCUCUUCCCCACUCCUUACUGGGAUCGGCUCCCCAAUACAGUCAUUGCACCCCAAUUCUCAUCGUAGAGUCUGCUUUUGAAGGGACCAAAAUGAAGGCAUUCCUUAAAUAACUCAUCACAUUCCCCUAAAAUAUUGUUCUCCGUUCCCCAUC
Molecule: messenger RNA, 4303 nt
Organism: Globicephala melas (long-finned pilot whale)
Lineage: Eukaryota; Metazoa; Chordata; Mammalia; Artiodactyla; Delphinidae
Gene: TGFB1I1
Product: transforming growth factor beta 1 induced transcript 1
Source: RefSeq, a predicted model, not a curated record